AUGACUGGCUCGUGUAGGCGAGUGAAGCUACACAUUCCAAAACCGCCCAAGCCAGAAUUUAACAUUGUGUUUGAGAGGAGUGGAAUGCCAAUUGAAUGCACGCUACGACUCGAGGAACCGCCAAAAUUUUGUACGUUAGCUAAAAAUUCAAAUGUACUACUGCAGGUUCUGUGUCAUGAAGUGAUUUUCCCCCUUCAAAUCACUGAUAACACACUAAAAUUAACGAAUUGUGUAACGGUAACCUUCCCUAAUCCUCGUUACACACUACUGUUCAGGUCAACCGUUGAGUCUACUGUUGAUUAUUGCGAUUCGGGAUAUAAUAAUGCGUCGGCAGAUGAUGAACUAUACUCAGAUUCUACAGAUGAUCCUUUUACACCCAUUUCGCGAAAGAUGUUGAGCAUAAGUCCCACUUACGCCAAUAGAAACACUACUAUAAUUGAUGAAAUUUUAUGUGAAAACGUACCAAUUUUCAUAUCCGGAUCCUUUGAAUCAGGUUCCAUGCUCUAUUUCAAUGAGAUAAGGGACAGGGAUGAUCGACCUUUUGUUAUAGUAAAAAUUGAAUGGAAACUAUCCCGAGAUAUUAGAGACACUGAAAGCUUCGAUCAGCUUGUCAGUACAAAUACAUCGCUAAAACUUGACGAUCUCAUGAUUGGCAAGUUUGUACAACUUUCCAUUUGGUGGUCAGAGAGACAUCUCAGCGGCGAGCCAUCAACUUGUACAGUAUACAAGCAGUCCGUCGUAAGAGGGCCGAUACUGCCCGAUCAAAAUCUAGCCCGUGACAUUAUGAUUCACUCGCUAACAGAUUCAAUUAUUUUCAACACAUUGCUGUCUAGUGAUAAACAGGAAGAUAGUGAAAAUAAUUUGACAUGCAGUUAUUCACCAGCAACACUAAUAUUUGUCCAAGACAAAAUAUGUGUUAGGAAGGAUGGGGAAGAUGAUCAGUCAACACUUAGCAUUGAUAAAGUUAGGAUCGGCAUGGAUAAGUUUACAAUAUCAUUAUGUGAACCAGGCUGCGAUAAGAAAGUAUUGAAUUUGCAUAUGAACGAUACCAAUAGUGCGAUAUUGCUAUUUAAUGUGAUCAUUUUCAGGAAGUAUAGGGAAAAAUACGCGACCCUAGCUAAAUGGGAGAAAGAUCUUUCGGUUGGGUUGUAUUCAGAUUUUAACAAAAUAUAUUCAAAAAUACUAAAAUCAGAAAAUUUUUUAAUGUAG
Molecule: messenger RNA, 1209 nt
Organism: Babesia microti strain RI
Lineage: Eukaryota; Apicomplexa; Aconoidasida; Piroplasmida; Babesiidae
Exons: 8
Coding region: 1-1209 (402 amino acids)
Source: RefSeq, a predicted model, not a curated record